This is a messenger RNA of Adineta ricciae, 1017 nucleotides long. The record is from the annotation of a GenBank genome assembly. NCBI's taxonomy places the organism in Eukaryota, Metazoa, Rotifera, Eurotatoria, Adinetida, Adinetidae.
AUGACGAAUGAACCCGUCUUCUGGUAUUAUAAAACAAAUGUCAGUUUAUGGCCAAACAUACAAACGUCUGAUUCAUCAACAUUCGAAUGGACAAAAUAUCAUGAUUUUGAAAUAGAAAUUAUCGAAAAAGCUUUUCAAAAAAAAGAACCAUAUGUAAUCUUGAACAAGUAUCGAAUUGAUUUCAAGCAUUUCAUUCAAAUCAAUCUUAAUAGUGAUAUGAAACAAUGUCCCAUUAAACGUGAAUGUGGCUCUAUACAAAAGAUGAGUGAACGUAAACAUCGUUUUGUAUCAAUUAGUGGUGAAUCAACAGUAAAUGCAGUUGGGUCUUAUGAUGCAGCUAAUGCCUGGUGUCCGUUUUUAAUAGAUUGGCAAAAUUCUGCAGUUGGUCGUCGAGCUUCUCUGAAUCUAUCUGUGUGUAUUAAAGCAUGUGCACAAGGUAUAGUUGACGAAGCUGCUUUAGAUAAAAUUCAUAGUAAUACAAAAGUAUCAGAUAUGGCUAAAAAAAUUCUCUCUUGUCUAGAAUUAUCUGACGCUAGAGAAGAAGUAUUAAAAACGUGUGUUUAUCUCUAUACACACGAUAGCUUUCUUUAUCAAACAUUGAAUAAAGCAGUGCGAGAAUUUGAUAAAUCAAAACUCAACACAUUAGGUCCAUUCUGUUAUUUUCUUCAUGAAUAUUCUCGAAUGGAUAAAGGAUUUCUGGGGACUGUAUACCGUGGUGCAAAGCUAUCGUUGCUCGAUAUUGAAAUGUACGAAAAAGCUGUAGGACAAUGGCAAACAUGGACGGCCUUUACAUCAGCAAGUAAAAAUCGAUCCGUCGCAGAAUUAUACGGAGUAAAUACUCUUUUUAUCAUCCAUAUCACUAAUUUUACACUUGGUGGAGUACGCGGUUGCGAUAUUUCUCAUUUGUCAAAGUUUCCAGACGAAGAAGAAGUUUUGAUUCCAGCUGGGAGUAUCUUCUGUGUCACCAGCGUCGAACAAGAUUUGUCACAAAAAUAUAUAAUUCAUAUGAAACUCUGA